This is a messenger RNA of Mollisia scopiformis, 1940 nucleotides long. RefSeq lists its product as uncharacterized. Bases 155 to 1573 code for a protein of 472 amino acids. The transcript is spliced from 8 exons. NCBI's taxonomy places the organism in Eukaryota, Fungi, Ascomycota, Leotiomycetes, Helotiales, Mollisiaceae. The record is from RefSeq and is a predicted model, not a curated record.
AUGAAGUCUCUUUCGAUCUUCUCGAGCUUGGUUCUGCUUACUGCUCUCGCUACUUGUCUUCCGCAUCAACACCUCAAUGAGCGCAACUUAGAGUUCAGUGCCGUUGAAGCGGUUGCUGAUUUGUUCAAUCGGGAUACCGACGCUAAGUCAUCUGAUGCUACAGAACCUAAGGGGACUCAAGCACCUGCAACACAACGGCCCCAGACUCAAGCUCCAGCGACCCAGCGACCACAAACGCAGAGCGCACCGCGGUCUACGGACCGACCGCAAAGCACAGCACCUCGGCAGACAUAUACUCAACCUCGAGAGACACAGACUGCCCCUCGCCAAACCGUCACGCAGCCUCGUGAGACUCAAACCCAACCCCGGGAAACGCAAACCCAACCUCGAGAUACGCAAACCCGUACUGAGCCCCAUCAAACUCAAACCCAACCCCGGGAAACUCAAACACGACCCCGGGAAACCCAAACCCAGCCUCGGGAAACUCAGACACACAUUCACGGAACCCCAAAGCAGCAACCCUCGAGAUACGCGGACGAAUCCUCGACAAACAUUUACACCACCUACCCAGUCUUAUACCCAGCCUCAGCAGACUUACACCCCUCCUUUCAGGACCACUAACUACAAUCCUCCUCCACCUUUCUCUACGACAUAUACAUCAGUAUAUUUCCCAAACCCACCCCAACACACGACUCAUCAUCGAUCAGAGAAUAGCUACACCACUAUCUAUAUCAGUGUUGGAAACCCUACAACAUAUGUUCAGCCAAUCUUUGUCCAGCCAACAUACUACUGGCCACCUCCUACCAUCACACUUGCGCCGGAGCCAGUGACUUAUACGACGGUCUAUGUCUACCCAGACACGGACUCCGAUCUUCAGACAUAUUAUUCAACAGUAACUACAUAUGUCGUACCAAGCCAAGAGACGUCGACAACGUAUGUGUAUCAGACAUACGUGCCACCACCGGCAACAACAGCUCAACGACCAGGUGCCGAGCCUACCGCAGGCGUCAACCCAUGGGCCGGUUCAUGUCCAGUAGCGUCAGACUUUAUUGUCCACAACUUCGUCUCGAACAGCGGUGGAGUUUCCUUGAGCAUUUCCUACAAUGGAGGAACGUUCAAUUGCCCGAACACACCCACUAACGAAGUCACCUACAAUGGCAUGAAUGACAUGUAUUGCGACGACGACGGACUCGUGAGAGUUAUCACCGAUGGUGCAACCUGGCUCUGGAUCUCAGAGUGGUCUUGGUGUAGUGCUGUCCCUGCAACUGCUGGAAAUAUGCCGACUCUCGAGGCUGCAACCAAUUAUACCAAUUUUGGCUAUUAUGCACUUGACUGUACAACUGGCUCUACAGGCAUACAAAGCUGCACGCAAGCAGUUCAAAACUUCGCCAUUCCAGUCGUAUCUUUCGGUCUAGGUGGAGCCAUCGGUUUCGAGCCUCUCGAUAUCAACGGCAAUUACCUUCCAGGUUGUCCUUCUGUGACUAAUACUCAACCAAUCGUUACCAACACCGCGACAUGUUCGGCUGUUCAAACGCAGACUACGGGGCUCACUACUGUUACUAUUAUAUCUUAGCAUGCGCAGAUAGAAGGCUCCGGGUGUGAUUUCGAAGAGAGAAUUGGACGGACUUGACAUUGGCAGGCUCAAUUGACAUCUUGGCAUGACCCCGCUCUAAGGCUACGCAUUACGGCUUUUGAUUUGAUUCUUCUGCUUCUUCUGGAUAUAUUCAGGGUUUGAUUUCAAAUGGAGGAUCAAAGAUUUUUGAUGGACAUGUAUCCUCAUCUACCAAUUUCUCUUUGGUAUUAUCAAUGCUUCUUGUUGAGUUCCGGUCAGACUCACCUACAGCUUAAAGCAGCUUCAUUACUUAUUAAGUUUGGACUAUAGAAAUCAACGAGCUAUUCGGAAAGACUUGUUCAAGUUACAGGAAUAGAGCGAUAGAACC